Molecule: messenger RNA, 2136 nt
Organism: Umbelopsis ramanniana AG
Lineage: Eukaryota; Fungi; Mucoromycota; Umbelopsidomycetes; Umbelopsidales; Umbelopsidaceae
Exons: 1
Coding region: 260-2107 (615 amino acids)
Source: RefSeq, a predicted model, not a curated record
CACAGUCAACCUACACAAUCAAAUACAAGUUGAUAGUAUUCAUCACAAGUAUGGUGGUAUUGGAUUCCCGUCUUUUAAACGCCUUCAGUUAUAUGAGACCUUUGUUAUCGACGAAACCGAGUAUCAAAGUAGCACUGCUGGAAGACCUUUAUUCUCGCAAAAGCUGGGUAGAUCGCCCUUUGAAAACCGUUUUACGACAAUCAUUCAAUCCUUGCUCGACUGCGUUUCUGCCAGAAUUUUCACCUCUGCCAAUUCCUUCAUGUUGCAGUUGGACAGAUCGUCCGACGCAAAGUGUCCAAAGUGGGCGUCUCACUUUGACAAAAUGAAUGGUAUCAUUCGAGAGCCUGGUCAAUUGAUUGUUCAACUUCCAUCCAAGAACACUACUUUUUCUGUACCAAGGUGGCAUAAAAGCAGUCAUCCUUACCUUCGGUUUGUUGACGCUGUAUACGUGUGCCGAAGAUCAUGUACUCGGAUCGAUCAAGAGAUAUUUUCAGAUGUAUUAGGAGGGUCAGAACAAAAGAUGGCAACAGAUUUACAUGCCGUAUUGAUAGCAGGUCUCAGUAUCCUCAGUAUUACUGGCGGUGAUACUCACAUCGAGAAGUUGGUCAUGGCUAUUCUCGGUGUCCAAUUGGAUCCUUUACGAAAUACUCCACCUGAUAAACCAUCAGCACUAUGGCAUGUUCGAAACCGACGUCAGUGCUCAUGUAAUUCACAAUCUGCUCACCGACCACUAUCACCAGUGGCUGCUGCAAAAGCUGCUGGAGUCAAUAUCUGGCGAGACCGACAUCAACAUAUAGUAAACCGAGUAUGGGACUUGCAUCAAGAUAAACUAGUAGAUAACAUCGAUGCCAGAGAUGUUGUAUUCGUCACUCAUAGAUGGUGUAGUCCAGAAAUUAACUAUCGCGAUGUGAUAGAAAGGAGACAACCAAAUAACCAGGCAGUCAAUGUUAGUGAAAUGUCAGGCAAGUUGCGGCGGACUCGCGACACUUUAUUGGAUCAUACGCAGUACGUAUGGAUGGACACCAUUUGCAUUGACAAGUCAAAUUUAUCCGAGCUUGAUGAAGCCAUCCGCUCUAUGUACAAAUGGUAUGCUAGCUGUGCCGCCGUCGUGCUGGAUUCUGAUACUACACUUGAUGUAUGGCGCAGCAGAGGAUGGUGUCUACAAGAAGGUGCUGCAGCUGGAGUCCUUUACGGAAUAUCAAAAAGUGGGAAAAUCGUCACCAUACAAGAAUUGGCUAUUGAGCAAAAGCAAGACCUUUGUACUCUUGAUCUUCACCUAAAUUAUCGACCAGGAAAUGCUGCUGAGGUAUUGGCAAGAAUGGACGUUCGAGAAACAACACGCAAAGAAGACAUGGCUUACGCUUUGGCAGGAAUAUUUUCCGUCCACUUGACACUAGCAUAUGGCGAAGGAUUCAAAUCUCGUGAACGACUACUUCGAGAGCUAGCUAUCCAGAAAGGCGAUCUGUCAUUCUUAAGCUUCCACACCACUCCAACGAUACCUCAUGAUUAUUUACCAGCUAUUGGUCAAACCAAUUAUUUGAUUGCAAAGUGUUCAAGAGCUUCAGCUCCAGUUACUGUCAGUCACUUUGGCAUGUGUUUUGAGGUCCAGCUUGUCAAGGGAGACGACGCAAGGCAGUUACUACAAAAAUUAAGUGGUUGGACAAAAUUGAGCUUCGCGAAAACUCGAUUUUUAGGGGCAGAAGAGCUUAUCAAGGCGGGAAAACAGUAUGAGUAUCAAACUGCGUCAUCAAUAGAGAUCGCUAUCGUUCAUGAUAUCAGGUCUCUCAUUUUGGUCCAAGUAUACGGCCAGGAUAGACAGACAGGCGGAGGAAAACCAAUUAAACUUUGCUACCGGCUCCAGUGCUGCCAAAUAGAAGAAACUGAGUUUGACAGGCUGUUCACCUGGAAUGUUGAUAAAGCGGAAAAGGCAGCAGCACCUGAGGAAGUCAAGCACGAUGGUGGUAGCAAACUUGAGGGCUUAAAUAAAGAUGACUCCAAUGCCAAUGUCAUUUUUGAGCGAAUCUGGUUAGGUGAUAAGCCCGAUAGCUCUGAACUGAACGACUUUGGAAGCGAGAGCACAAGACACCAUGAAAGAAGUCGCCAAUAGAUGCUGUAAAGCAUAUGCUUUGACUCUAG